AUGCGUGUCUCGUAUGCGAAGACUAGUGGUCCGAAAAUCUUCUACCGGCACGCUGCCCCAACUGGUACCGCUAAAGGAACGAUCCUUCUCCUCCACGGAUUCCCGUCCUCCUCUCACCAAUUCCGCAAUUUGAUACCUCUACUAGCCAAUCAGGGCUACAGAGUCAUUGCACCAGACCUGCCGGGAUAUGGGUUCACUGUCGUCCCAGACGGCUAUGUUUACAACUUCGUUAACCUCGCCACGGCGAUCGAUGACUUUGUACACACUCUAGAGCUGGAGAAGUUCGCCAUCUAUAUCUUUGACUACGGUGCACCAACUGGCUUGCGCCUGGCUCUGAAGCACCCUGACAAGGUUGCUGCUAUUGUUAGUCAGAACGGGAACGCCUACGUCGAAGGGUUUGGAGAGGAGUUCUGGGCCCCAAUCAGGAAGUACUGGGACUCGGGAUCUACAGAGGAUCGCGAUGCACUCAGGCCUGCUUUGGAGUUAGAUUUGGUCAAAUGGCAGUACACCAAUGGAGCUCAACAUCCAGAUCGGAUCGAGCCUGAGAGCUACCAUCUUGACCAUGCCCUCAUGCAAAGGAAGGGAAACAAAGAUGUGCAGCUGGACCUGCUUUACGACUACCGCAACAACAUCGGCUUGUACCCCUCAUUCCAGGAAUACUUCCGCAAAUCUAAGGUUCCCGUCCUGGCGAUAUGGGGAAAGCAUGAUGCGAUUUUUGUGUCACCAGGAGCAGAGGCAUUCAAGAAAGACGUGGAGAAUUUUGAGUUGCAGUGGCUAGACGCAGGUCAUUUCGCUAUUGAGACGAAUGAGGAAACAGUUGCCACGUCUAUGGGGAAAUUCUUCGAGAAGUUUAGGGUGUUCGGGUGA
Molecule: messenger RNA, 867 nt
Organism: Ilyonectria robusta
Lineage: Eukaryota; Fungi; Ascomycota; Sordariomycetes; Hypocreales; Nectriaceae
Product: putative hydrolase
Exons: 1
Coding region: 1-867 (288 amino acids)
Molecular function (GO): epoxide hydrolase activity
Source: RefSeq, a predicted model, not a curated record